CUCUGCAGAAGAGAGAGAGAGAGAGAGAGAGAGAGAGAGAGAGAGAGAGAGAGAGAGAGAGUUGCCAACAUAGUUCGGGCAGUUCAAGUUGUUGGAACUCGUAUGAGGCAUUGUUCUCACUGGCCCUGAAUCAUGAGGAUUAUUGCAGUUGCCAGAUCCUUUCGUGCUCGUUACAUGCUGCCUAAAGCAACUGGUCAUUUGCAAGUUCGUGCGUUCCAACACGAUUUUGUUCCGAGGGAGCCUAAGUCGAAGCCGAUACGGUACAAAUAUCCGGAAGUUUAUAACCCCUAUGGUCCUAGACCCCCACCCUCCGAUAAGAUUGUUCAGCUUGCUGAAAGAAUUGCGGCACUGGCUCCUGCAGAAAGGAGUCAACUUGGUCCUGCACUGGUGGAGAGCCUAAAGCUGCCGCAGUUUCAGCCCAUUUCAGUGGAAGGGGUGGAUUUAGGUCCACAGGGAGGGGCUGCUGGUGCGUCAAAGGGUGAGGAGAAGAAGGUUGAGAAAAUUGCUUUUGAUGUCAAAUUGGAGAAGUUUGAAGCGUCUGCGAAAAUCAAGGUGAUCAAGGAAGUGCGGGCUUUUACCAGUCUAGGAUUGAAGGAGGCGAAAGAUCUUGUCGAGAAGGCACCUUGUGUGCUCAAACAAGGGCUUACCAAAGAGGAAGCAAAUGACAUGAUUGAGAAACUAAAGGCUGCUGGAGGAGUUGCUGUUAUGGAGUAAUAUUCUAGUUGUUUUAGCGUUUGGCUAGUUUAUGCCCCUCAAAUGAGCUGCAUUAUCGUUUCUGGUCAGAUGAUAUAUGGUAACUUCGUUGCAGCCUUUAAUGAAUUAGAAUGUAGGAAGUAAUAAUUGUGGAUCUAUAUUUUUCAUUGCUUGGUACAAACUAAAUCAUGUAGUUCAGACUGCAAGGUUUCUUCAAGUCGUUAAUGUCAUUGUCCGCUCCAUAAGUAAUGGGAAUAAGCUUAUAGACCCUUAAACCAGGAUGAGUGGAUGCAGAGAAAACGAUUUUAGUGAUUGUGAGCAAGGCAUGGACAGUGAAAACAUGUAUAAGAUGUUAUUGGAGGAACAAUGCUCGACGGUGGAUAUAAUUUAGGUCUCGAAUGGGGAAGUGGCAAUGCAGGAAACCUUCUUUGAACUUUCAAGGGCUAUUGAUCAUAUCAUUUUCCAGCUACAGAUAUAGUCUGCGGAAU
Argentina anserina (silverweed cinquefoil) is the source of this 1181-nucleotide messenger RNA. RefSeq lists its product as uncharacterized. Gene Ontology annotation, biological process: translation. Gene Ontology annotation, molecular function: structural constituent of ribosome; mRNA binding. The record is from RefSeq and is a predicted model, not a curated record. Lineage: Eukaryota; Viridiplantae; Streptophyta; Magnoliopsida; Rosales; Rosaceae. The transcript has a single exon. Gene Ontology annotation, cellular component: ribosome. Bases 133 to 714 code for a protein of 193 amino acids.